AUGAAAGAUGAUAACUUCACGAUGUUGGCCUCAUUUCUGCUGGGCGUUCUGCAGCUGUUCACCCUAUUCGGCUUUGAUCUGAUUGCUUUUAUCGUCGAAUCGAUUGCCCAUUCAGUGCACAGUCGAUGUCCUGAUUGUUUGAUCGAAUUUGCUGGAUAUUAUGGUCAAAGUGUUCUCUAUUUUGUCUACACUUUCUCCAAUUUGAUCGCUCCUUGCAUUCUGCAUCUCUUGGGCAUCAAGAAAACAUUCGUCGCCGCAUCUGUUUGUUUCGCUAUCUACUGUGCGAGCUUUUUCCAUCUUCGAAAUUACCUUUAUUUCCCAGCGAGUGUUCUUGCUGGACUUGGAUUUGCAUUGUUUUACUGUGGCGGAGGUGCUUAUGCGGCAAAGCACUCAACAGAUCGAACUUUUUCGAGAAAUCAGUCGAUCACUUGGAUGUUGGCUAGCUCAAGCAUGGUCGUUUGCGGCAUCUUCAUGAUCUUUUCGGCUGAAACGGUGAAGGGAUUGGGUAUGGAAAUGGAAUCGCAAUCAAACAUUACAAGUAGCGCCUCUUAUCGUGAAUAUUCUGAUUUCGAGAUCAGAAUCUUGGCCAUUGGAACGUUGGCUGUCAGUGUUAUGGGAAUCAUAUUGGCUUGUUUGUUGCCAAGACGAGAAAUCAAAGGAUCUCUGUUUGAGAAAACCGAACCAGUCACAUCUUUUCGAAAGCAAUUGGGAAUGGUUGGAUGGGCUUUGAAACAAAAAAGGAAUGCUCAAAAUGUCGCCUAUAUUUGCAUGAGUUUGACGGCUGGAGAAUUGAUAAUCGGUUUUGUGAUCAGUUUCAUGAACAAGCGAAUCAAGGAUUUUGGAUUGGCGCCUUGUAUGGGAAUUGCUUGUGUCGUUUACGCAUUCACUUCUUUUCUCAUUCUUCUCUACGUGCCACCAGAGUCGAAUCUUCAUCCAACGAAAGAGAUCUCGUACAUGGAACCAAGCUUUUCAAUGGCGAUCUUCAUCGGUGUGCUUUGCGGUGUUGUUGACGGAGCAAUGCACAAUGUGAGAAUGACAGCCGCCGCAAAAGCUGUACCCACUCAACCAGCCAUCGCAUUUUGUCUCACCAAAUUUUAUCAAGCCUUAUCCUCGACUGCCUUCUACUAUUUGAGCUCGAUGCUGAACGUGUACAAAUUAGUAUCACUGAUGACGGUGAACUUGCUGAUAGGUUUACUUCUAUUUAUGUCUUUCUUAAAAGACUUGCGAAGGGUCUACACUGUGGAAUCAAUACCCGAAAAAACAAAAACACCAUGUCAACCG
Molecule: messenger RNA, 1281 nt
Organism: Mesorhabditis belari
Lineage: Eukaryota; Metazoa; Nematoda; Chromadorea; Rhabditida; Rhabditidae
Source: the annotation of a GenBank genome assembly